Molecule: messenger RNA, 216 nt
Organism: Penicillium argentinense
Lineage: Eukaryota; Fungi; Ascomycota; Eurotiomycetes; Eurotiales; Aspergillaceae
Exons: 1
Coding region: 1-216 (71 amino acids)
Source: RefSeq, a predicted model, not a curated record
AUGUCUCCUACUUUCGCGGUUCUCGUCAAUCAGGUUCACCGUCGAUUUCACUCAUUCAUCACCAUCAGGUUUCUCGUUGUGUGGUUAACCGCCUCUUUGGGCUUCGCAGUCCUCGACUUCGUUGACCCCAACUGGAAGACUACCAGCCCCAUCUUGUCCACUGGCCUCUUCACGUAUUUGAUAUGUCGUCUGAUUGUGGCUUGCCAGAGCCGCUGA